This is a messenger RNA of Microdochium trichocladiopsis, 669 nucleotides long. RefSeq lists its product as uncharacterized. The transcript has a single exon. The record is from RefSeq and is a predicted model, not a curated record. NCBI's taxonomy places the organism in Eukaryota, Fungi, Ascomycota, Sordariomycetes, Xylariales, Microdochiaceae. Bases 66 to 557 code for a protein of 163 amino acids.
CAAAAGGCGGGACAAGCGCAGCCGCCGCCGCCACCACCACCACUACCACCAGCACUCCAGGCAGUAUGGGCAAGACUAUCGACCACAGCAUCGUGACCCUUGUCGGCGCCCACUCUGCCGAAAAAAAAGGGAUAGCACGGGACCUGACAAGUGAGCGAGGGGCAGUGCGGCACAGCAGCAUAUCGGACAAAGAAAGAAAAGAAGCUAGGCCGGUCGCCCACCCUGCAUGUUGGUACAAGUCUCGCCGCAGUUUUGUGGCGGCUGGCUGGCUGUUCCACUAUUCUUUCUCCCAUCAUGUGUGUCUCUGCUCGUCCCUCUCCUGUGGUGGCUCUCGAUCACCGUGCAUGAUGAUGGAUCGUAGUCUGGACCGUGGGCGGCAUGGUAUAGAUUGGUAUGCGUUUGUGUGGUGCACGCGGGGCGAGAGGGAACCUGCACGCGCGUCCACGUUUCGUCGUCCUUCCCCCCGUUCCUCGUUGCGGCGGCCCCGGCCGGCAAGGAUCUGGGGGAGCGGGGCAAAAGAUUGCUGGGGUAAAGACGGCAGGGCAGGCAUAGAAUAAUAUGGCAGUGACCGGCACGGCAGGGAGGAGGAGCAACAGUCCGGAGUAGUGAGAUGAGGGCACAUGAGCCGAAGACUCUCUAGUCGAGAAGGACACAGCGGGGGAGGGGGCC